UGCUCACUCAACAAGCGUGCCCGGGACGAGGCGGUGGUCCCGGCGUCGUCCUCAGUCAUCACCGCCGAUGGGAACUAGCAUAAGGUUCUUUUGUGAGACAAGCCCUUAUCCCGUACUGCCUUAAACCUUUCCAUCUGGAGACCUCCAUCUGAGCCCGCGUCUCUCCUCCAGUAAACUGAGGAAGAGGAUGACACAUCCAGAGAUGAGACGUGUUGGUCCUGUCAACUUGGACAAGGACAUUUAUUGUUAUUGAACUCAUCCACACACAAUGUCCGCCAUGUUUGUUUCUUCAGUGGUCCUGUGGACGUUGGUAGUUGAAAUCUCAACCCAGGUUUUGACUACAGCUGACCCGCUCAUCCUCUCCCCUCGUCACUAUCAGUACAUAGACCCAGACUCGGGCGCCCAGCUGGUCUGCGACAAAUGCCCGGCAGGUACUUAUGUGUCUGUCCACUGUUCCCCAACGUCUAUUCGGGAGUGCAACCCGUGCCCAGCAGGCACGUUCACACGCGGUGAAAACGGUGUAGUCCAAUGCCAUCGUUGCCGGACUCCAUGUCCUGAAGGCCUCAUUGAGAAAGUACCCUGCACUGCCACCCAGGACCGUGUGUGUACAUGCCCCUCUGAUAGCUUCCUGUCGGGGGAAGGAAACACAGAGUGUAAACCCCACUCCAAGUGCCCCCCGGGUACGAGAGUGAAAAAGCGGGGUAGCGAAACAGAAGAUGUGCUUUGCAAACCGUGCACCAAAGGAACUUUCUCCCGUGGGGGGGGGGAAUCGAGCGCACUCAAAUGCCAAGCCCACGUGGACUGCAGAGCGCGGGGGCUCACGUUGCUCACAGCAGGGACAAGAGAAACUGAUAAUGUCUGUGGACCCCCGUUUACAUCUUCCCCCACCACGACUCCAUCUACAUCUUCAUUGCUGGCACCAGAACAUCACAAAGGUUCCAAGAGUCACUCGGCAGCCAUACAACUGAGAAAAAAACAAGAUGGGAAACCAGACGGUGUAAUUCACAUCCACACUAUUCCACCCACUCGGGAGCCGACGUCUCCCACGGCUCUCAAACAACACGUGGAUCAUACUCACCAAUGGGACCAAACAGAUCCUAACCUUUUGCAUGGACCUAAAAAGAGGACCGCAGAAGGAUUAGAAGGUUCAGACAUCAGGGUCGGUACGGGUAUCAGUAAGAUCGCUGUGGAGUUGAACGGAGGCGGCGGAGGUUGGGUGUCCAACUACAACAGAAACAUUCGAAGAGGAUCCCCACGGCCGAGCACACACGAUACCUUCGACAUCAACGAGCACCUACCCUGGAUGAUCGUUCUGCUGCUUCUGCUCGUCCUGGUGGUGAUUGUGAUGUGCAGCGUGAAGCAGAGUUCCCGUGUGCUCAAGAAAGGCCCGAUGCAGGACCCGAGUAGCAUCAUGGAGAAAGCGCUUCACAAGAAACCAUCUGUGCCUCCGGUUCCGGUCAAAGAGAAGUGGCUGUACUACUCCAAUGGACAAGGGGUGGACAUCCUAAAACUAGUCGCCGCACACAUUGGUCCCUUGUGGAUCGAUAUCUACCAGUCACUAGCCAACGCCACUGAACGUGAAGUGGCUGCCUUCUCCAAUGGCUACUCGUCGGAUCACGAGCGAGCGUAUGCCGCGCUGCAGCACUGGACCAUUCGAGACGGCGACGCCAAUCUGGCAAAACUGAUCAAUGCCUUGCAUCGGCAGCGCCGCAUCGACGUGGUGGAGAAGAUCCGGCUGGUCAUGGAGGACAACCCACAGUUUGACAUCAACCAGCUGAUGACAUCAGUCAACGCAAGCCAAAGCCUAAGUCCCAUCCACAAGCCUCCGGAGUCUCCCGGCAGCGUGGGAGGUACGGUGGAGCAGUCGCCCGUGGACCGCACCAAAAGCUUCUUCCACGACGAAUCAGAACCACUACUCCGUUGCGACUCCACCUCCAGCAAGGACUCUGCCCUCAGCAGGAACGGCUCGUUCAUCACCAAAGAGAAGAAAGACACGGUGCUUCGUCAAGUCCGCCUCGACCCAUGUGACCUCCAGCCCAUUUUUGACGACAUGCUGCACAUUCUCACCCCGGAAGAGCUCCACAUCAUAGAGGAGAUCCCCAACGCCGAGGACAAGCUGGACCAGCUUUUUGAAAUCGCGGGGGUCAAAAGUCAGGAGGCCAGUCAGACGCUGCUGGACUCGGUCUACAGCCACCUUCCAGACCUUUUGUAGAGCAAGAUGAAAAGGAGAAGAUAGAAGCAGCACAAAGUCAUGAAGUAACGUCAGAGGUAUGAUUGACAGGAUGGCACAUCUUUACUUCCUGCAAUCAUCUUUACUACUUUCACUUUUACUCUCCUCUUAUUUUGGUGACCAUCAUCCGACAUCUUUACUUCCUGCAAUCAUCUUUACUCAUUUCACUUUUACUCUCCUCUUAUUUUGGUGACCGCCAUCGAACAUCUUUACUUCCUGCAAUCAUCUUUACUACUUUCACCUUUACUCUCCUCUUAUUUUGGUGACCAUCAUCCAACAUCUUUACUUCCUGCAAUCAUCUUUACUACUUUCACCUUUACUCUCCUCUUAUUUUGGUGACCAUCAUCCGACAUCAUUACUUCCUGCAAUCAUCUUUACUACUUUCACCUUUACUCUCAUCUUAUUUUGGUGAUCAUCAUCCAACAUGUUUACUUCCUGCAAUCAUCUUUACCACUUUCAACUUUCCUCUCCUCUUAUUUUGGUGACCAUCAUCUAACAUUUUUACUUCCUGCAAUCGUCUUUACAAUUUUCACCUUUAUUUUGGUGACCAUCAUCUAACAUCUUCACUUCCUGCAAUCAUCUUUACUACUUUCAUCUUUACUCUCCUCUUAUUUUGGUGACCAUCAUCCGACAUCAUUACUUCCUGCAAUCAUCUUUACUACUUUUCACCUUUACUCUCCUCUUAUUUUGGUGACCAUCAUCUAACAUCUUUACUUCCUGCAAUCGUCUUUACUACUUUCAUCUUUACUCUCCUCUUAUUUUGGUGACCAUUAUUAUUAUUAUUAUUAUUAUUCAUCCAACAUCAUACUAAUGUAUUGGCUACAUCAGUUAUUGUUGGACUACACUGUGGAACCCGCUUAUGUCGACAACCCGUCUGUGUAACUCAUCAAGUCCUGGUUCAACGUCUUCCUCUUAGUACUAAAAAGUGCCCUCUUAAGUUGACGUCAACAUGCUUGGUUGAUUGAUUUUGUUGACAUUUAUAUGAACAAUGGAUCAGUUUAUGUUGACGACUUGCUUUUAGUCGACCAACUCAUCAAGUCCUGGGCCGCUGUCUUUUUUAUAGUAAUAACUGACCACUUAAGUUGACACCGACAUUGACGGUCGAUCGAGUUUGUCGACUUUUCGAUGAAAAGUAGGUCAGUUUAUGUUGACAACCCGUCUAUGUCCAACAACUCAAGUUGUGUCACACCAUGGUCUUACGAAAAAGUGGCUGCUUAAGUUGACGUUGACGUACACGCUCAAUUGAUUGCGUCUACAUUUUGUUCAAAUAUGGGUCAGUUUAUGUCGACAAGCUGUCUAUGUUGACCAACCCGUCAAGUCUUGGUCCACUGUCUUCUUCCUCAUAGUAAUAACUGACCGCUUAAGUUGACACCGACAUAGACGGUUGAUCGAGUUUGUCGACAUUUCUAUAAAAAGUAGGUCAGUUUAUGUUGACAACCCGUUUAUGUCCAACAAUGCGAGUUCUGUCACACUAUGUUCCUAAAAAAGUGACCGCUUAAUUCGACGUCGACAUGCACACUCGAUAUAUGUUGUCCACAUUUCUAUGAACUAUGACUCAGUUUAUGUCGACAACCUGUUUAUGUCAACCAACCUAUCAGGUCCUGGUUUGAUUGUGUUCAUAUUACUAAAAAGUAACCGCUUAAGUUGAUGUCAACAUGCUUGGUUGAUUGAUUUUGUCAACGUUUCUAUGAGGGAUUGAUCCAUAUUUGUCAACAAUCAACAACUGUCGACAACUUCAGUCGACAUCGACAUACAGCGCCUUUGAGACCAUACCGGAUAAUUUCCAAAAAAAUAGGUCAGUUUAUGUCGACAACCCAUCAAGUCCUGGUGCACCGUGUUCUUUUUAUGACCAAAAAUUGAUUACUUACGUUUGACAUACACAGCCGAUUAUUUCGUUGACGUCUCUAUGAAAAAUGGGACCGUUCAUGUCGACAACCCGUUUAUGUUGACCAGCCCUGGUCCACUGUGUUAUUGUAAACACUUAAAAGCGUCUGUUGUUCUUAAAGUCAUUAGUAAAUAUGCAAACAAUAGCUGGUUUUAGUGUUUUGUUAUGUCGACAAUUGCUUACUUCGAGGACAUUCGGGGUGUCGACAUAAGCAGGUUCCACUGCACGUUGUUGCUACACACACAACAGCGAAGUAAAAAGCACUUUUAUCGUAAACAGACGACACCUUUCACGGAUGAUACUGCACUUUUUAGCUUCAAAUUGAACAUUUCUGGAUCUAUUUUUCCCAGUUGUAGUUUGACCAACUCAACUUAUGUGCCUGAACGCAUCCAUGUACUCAUCGUUUCCACUCUCUGCUAGCUGGCUGGAUGGAUGUAGCAUUGCGAUACAUGGAUACAUGCAUUAUGAUAUCAUGCACUAUGUGGCUUUGGCUGUUUGUAUAGGACCGGUAUAUACAAUAUGUUAAAAACAUCUCCAGUCUGCUUGUGUGGAAUGAAAGCCAUGUAUUCACCGUACACACUACACAUGUAGCGUGCUAUAAUGCAAUAUUGACUUCAUUUCCUGGUUUUGUGCAUGUCCGAAGCACAUAUAUUCACAUUUAAUGUGUUUACAAACAAUAUAUACAAUUUCAACAUGAGUCAAACUCCUUGGAUUGUGACAGGGAUAAUGAAAUCAGAGAACGUGAGUAAGUUAACUUCCUGUUUUCUACUUUUUUUUAAUUCCUUCAGUUUGUGUAGCAUAUUGUUUUGUAUUAUGUUUUUUUUCUGAAUGGGCAUUGUUGUGUAAUUUCACCCCUGCUUGGCAUGAAUUGCAUACAUGCUCGUUGGGAUGUCAGAUACAGUACAUCUCUGCUAUUCAAAUGCAGACAAACAGUAAAAAAAGGCAUAAAAAUGCCAGUUUUAUAAUACACCUCUCACGGCUAUUAAACACAUUUAGAGUCAGUCUUACAUAUUUAAUACACUAAUAUAGGCACACUGUGUACAGUAUUAUACUGUAUUGUAGGAAAAUGUUGAGUUAAUUGACUUGUGAAACAGCAUCCUCUGCUGGAUUUAUAGCUACAGCACAACAAAAAGAGGAUAUCCUGACUCCUUUUUUUUUAAUGACGGUAAAGCAAUGUCUGAAAGAAUGAAGGUGAUGUGUUAAACAUGUGGAAGGGUUUAUUGAUUCACAAGCAUAACCACUAUGUAACCUUCAAAAUAAACCAAUUAAAGCUCAAUAUUUGUUAAAAUGUGUGUGUUAUGGUUACUCGUGUUGCUGUCCUGGAGAAAUUUUUAUUUAAUUUUUUUUUUAAUUUUUAUUUUAUUUUAUUGACAAUCACAAUAUGACGUCACCAAAAAUGGGCGCGUGUCAGGUAAGCUAGCUCAUUCAAAUGCUCAUAAUUAAGCUGUUAAAAAUGUAAUAGAGUGCCACAUACGGUAUUAAUUCACAAGCAUAACCACUAUGUUUACUAUGUAGCCUUCAAAAUAAACCAAUUAUAGCUCAAUAUUUGUCAAAAUGUGUGUGUUAUGGUUACUCGUGCUGGUGUCCUUGAGGAAAUGUUUUUUUUUCAUUUUAUUGACAAUCCCAAUAUGGCGUCACCAAAGUGGGAGUGUGUCAGGUAAGCUAGCCCAUUCAAAUGCUCAUUAUUAAGCCGUUAAAAAUGUAAUAGGGUGCCACAUACUGUAUUAAUUCACAAGCAUAACCACUAUGUUUACUAUGUAACCUUCAAAA
Molecule: messenger RNA, 5885 nt
Organism: Doryrhamphus excisus (bluestripe pipefish)
Lineage: Eukaryota; Metazoa; Chordata; Actinopteri; Syngnathiformes; Syngnathidae
Gene: tnfrsf21
Product: tumor necrosis factor receptor superfamily, member 21
Biological process (GO): signal transduction; negative regulation of T cell proliferation; negative regulation of myelination
Cellular component (GO): plasma membrane
Molecular function (GO): protein binding
Source: RefSeq, a predicted model, not a curated record